GGCUCCCCCUCCCCGUGAUCGCUCCGCACUCCCGCCACCACCUGCCCUCCCCCGACCGCCUCUCUCCUCCUCAGUGGGCACCUGUCUCCUUCUAACAAACGGCCUUCCCCCGACUCCAGUUACCCACCGCAAGGCGAAGAUUCUCAUUACCUGUUCCACUCUUAUUAGCAUAAGAAAACCGAGCUCAUAAGACGAAGCUUCACAAAAGAUGUCUAAGCAACAGCCAACUCAGUUUAUAAAUCCAGAAACUCCUGGCUAUGUUGGAUUUGCAAAUCUCCCCAAUCAAGUUCACCGAAAAUCAGUGAAAAAAGGUUUUGAGUUCACACUGAUGGUGGUCGGUGAAUCAGGUCUAGGAAAAUCGACUCUCAUAAACAGCCUUUUCCUGACUGAUCUCUACCCAGAAAGAGUCAUACCUGGAGCUGCAGAAAAAAUUGAAAGAACUGUCCAGAUUGAGGCUUCAACUGUUGAAAUUGAAGAGCGAGGGGUCAAGCUACGCCUGACAGUGGUAGACACCCCUGGCUAUGGUGACGCUAUCAACUGCAGAGAUUGUUUUAAGACAAUUAUCUCCUAUAUUGAUGAGCAGUUUGAGAGGUACCUGCAUGACGAGAGCGGCUUGAACAGGCGGCACAUCAUUGAUAAUAGGGUGCAUUGUUGCUUUUACUUUAUUUCACCUUUUGGACAUGGACUUAAGCCCUUAGAUGUGGCGUUUAUGAAGGCAAUACACAACAAGGUGAAUAUUGUGCCUGUCAUUGCAAAAGCUGACACUCUCACCCUGAAGGAACGGGAGCGGCUGAAGAAAAGGAUUCUGGAUGAAAUUGAAGAACAUAACAUCAAAAUCUAUCACUUACCUGAUGCAGAAUCAGAUGAAGAUGAAGAUUUUAAAGAGCAGACUAGACUUCUCAAGGCUAGCAUCCCGUUCUCUGUGGUUGGCUCCAAUCAGUUGAUUGAAGCCAAAGGAAAGAAGGUCAGAGGCCGCCUCUACCCCUGGGGUGUUGUGGAGGUGGAGAACCCAGAGCACAACGACUUUCUGAAGCUGAGAACCAUGCUCAUCACACACAUGCAGGAUCUCCAGGAGGUGACCCAGGACCUUCAUUAUGAAAACUUCCGUUCUGAGAGACUUAAGAGAGGCGGCAGGAAAGUGGAGAAUGAGGACAUGAAUAAAGACCAGAUCUUGCUGGAAAAAGAAGCUGAGCUCCGCCGCAUGCAAGAGAUGAUUGCAAGGAUGCAGGCGCAGAUGCAGAUGCAGAUGCAGGGCGGGGAUGGCGAUGGUGGGGCUCUCGGGCACCACGUGUAAGGCCAUGUGCACGUACCAAGAAGUCACAGAAAACACUUUCCUGGAUAAAAAAGAAAACAUUCCAGAUGCGUGAUCCAGCUGUGUGUUUUCAAUCCUUGGGAGGGUGCCAUCCACAUUUUAACAGUACCUGUGCCUGAGAAUUUAAUUUUUAAAAGACUUUUGAUGUGUUUUUUGUAUGAAGUACUUUUAACAUAUGUAUUUCAUUGCUAUGUUACACUCUGUAUUUUGUGAGGUGAAUGUUUUCCUUUUCUUUCUCCCUAACCACUAAUGUUAGAAUUGAUUUCCAAGAAUCGGCAUGUAUGCUUAAUACUGAAUUUCUUUGAUUUAACUGACUUAACAACUGACUAACCAUUGAUGAGCACUCCUGAUUUAUAUCUAGAACAUUCAGAUUUACCCAUAAUAUGAGUGGUAGAGGUGUGAGCCUAGUGAUGUAGAAAGAUGCACUGACUUGGUGCAAGGCCAUCUGCUUACCACAUCAUACCAUUUGGAGACUCUUUGCUUCCUUGCUUUUAUGUUUGUACACAACACCUAAAACCAGUUUUGCUGCUAUAAUUCUAUACUGUUGAUUCGUCUUGUGAUUUUAUCUCUUAACCAAAUAAAACAGAAUAGAAUUUCCUAAUGAGAUACAUCUUUAUACUUAAACAGCUUUUUUAGAGGUGAGUUUUAAAGAAGUCUCUUAAUUCUGAUCUAGGUCAUUUUUAAAACCCCUGCAAAGAACUCACCGCAAGCCCCUUUUUGUAGUGUUCUCCACUAAUACUGGUUAUCCUGUGUUCUCCACUAAUACUGGUUAUCCUGUGUUCUCCACUAAUACUGGUUAUCCUGUGCUACAGAGAAAAUCAAAGUAGUCAUGAGCUCCAGUUUUUGUAUUGCAAUUAAGACUCUUACCUACAAAACGAGAUUCAGUAAACUUUUUACUCAACCAAAUUAAAAUUUUUAAGGAAAAUUAGCAGUUGGUCUAUUCAGAAUCCAACCUUUUUAUAUUUUAUAUUGCACUUUAGUGUAUUUUCUGUAACUGUAGUAGAUCUGCCUCCCCUGUGGAAAUUGGGGUCUGUUGGUGGGCGUGUUCCUGAAGCACAGCUUCACUGAAAAGUGUUUCCUCCCUAAGGCCUUGGUGCCCUGAACCUCUGAUGCCUACCGGGUGUUCCUGAUUUGGGUUUCCUUUAAAUACCCCCUUUUUGAGUGACUUUCUGAUGGGAGGAAAAUAGCAGUAAUCAUUUUUUUGUGUGCAGACUCUCAUUUAUUUUUAGCCAUUGUCGUUUUCAUUCAUUUUGUAUAAUAUAAACCAUGUGUCUUGUCAAAGUGAAAGACAUUUUAAAUCUGUAGCAUGGGCUAGUGGGCAGGUGCACACAGUCGAAGCCACACCUGAUCCGUUUUCUGUGCACUGUAGCCUUAGUGUCACCUUUCUUCCUGUGUCUCCCUGUGGUACACUCCAGCAGUUGCCUUUUUUAUCAUUUCUACUGAAGUUGGGAAAUUCAGCCCGAGAAAGUGACAGAUGAAAGGAGACAAUGGUUGUGUAGGGAGAUGGAGAAAAUGCUUAAUCUGAGGAUGAGACAGGGUUUUUGGUUUUUGUGGGGGCUAGAAAAAAAAAACAUAAAAUGAGACAGUUAAAUGAUAAUACGAAGGUGUGCUACAGAAAAUCUGGUAUUCUUGCUAACAUUGCCCCUUCACUGUUGCUUAAUUGUGAAUGGCCAAAAGCUAUAUGUUACGGCUUGUUGUGUGAAGGUAACUAAGCAAAAGUGUUCCAUGACUUUAGAGUACAUCCAUGCAGAGUCCAUUAUUUGAGUUUGCCAUUUAAUAACUUUGUUGGAAAAUCUAUAAAAAAGAAAAACAAGUUUGCAAGUGACUAAGCCCCGCAUAUGUUUGAGUGAAAGUACUUCAGGCACGCUGCCUCCUGGUAUCAGCUCUGCAGGGAGGGAGGACCCACACUGCUACACUUCUCAUCCCCUUUGGCUUUACUGCCCAAAUCUAAAUAGAUACUUUUGAUUAUAGAUAACUGCUCUUUUACUAAGAGAUAGUCUCUACCUGUAGAAAUGUAUUUUGAAAACACUUAUUUUACACAGCAAUUUUGUAUCCAUUUAUACUAACCUUUUAUCAAUAAAGUACUAUUGUUUAGAUAUUAAA
Messenger RNA from Macaca mulatta (Rhesus monkey), 3415 nucleotides. RefSeq names its product septin 2 (gene SEPTIN2). Gene Ontology annotation, biological process: cell division. The record is from RefSeq and is a predicted model, not a curated record. Gene Ontology annotation, molecular function: GTP binding. NCBI's taxonomy places the organism in Eukaryota, Metazoa, Chordata, Mammalia, Primates, Cercopithecidae.